UCGUAGGAGGAGGAGUAGGAGGUCCUGGUCUUGGAUCUCAGUACCGGGCAGGCGCGGGUCUGGAGCGCACGCAAGAGCUGACGGUGCGUUCACGGCCCUGAACUCUUUCGCUUUCCGCCAAGUCAAGCCGCAAGGAUGCAGCUGUAGCGAGAAAGGAAACAUCACCCGAGAAAGAACAACACCAAACCCGCCAGACGUUUCCUGCAAGUUUACGCCAACUUUUUCAAGUUAAGUAAAAAAAAAAAAAAAAUGUGCUCAGGGAGAUUUCGCUCAAAGACCCCGGGGCCUGGCGCCGCCGCUGCCCGCUCGCUGCGGUGCCUCGCCGGGCUCCUGCUGCUGCUGGCGUCCGCCCCCGGCUGCGGAGGCUUCAACCUGGAUGUGAACAAUCCGGCCGUUUACAGCGGAGCCCCGGGAAGCUACUUUGGAUACGCGGUGGACUUUUACUUGGCCGAUUCGUCCAGUGCCAGCGUGGUGGUGGGCGCCCCCAAGGCCAACACCAGGCAGAGCGGCAUCGUGGAGGGCGGAUCGGUCGCCUACUGCCCGUGGAGCCUCGGCCAAUCAGAUUGUCACACCAUCGAGUUUGACGUGGAAGGGGAUCGCAACUUCCUGAUCAACGAUACGCAACACCAGAUCGACUUCAAGUCCCACCAGUGGUUCGGCGCCACCGUGCGUUCCCACGGAGACACCAUUCUGGCCUGCGCGCCGCUCUACUCGUGGCGGACGGAGAAGGACGUGGCGCGAUCGGACGCGACCGGCACUUGCUACCUCUCCGUGCAGAAUUUCACCAAGUUUGUGGAGUACGCCCCCUGCAGAACAGAAAUCAGCGAUGAGGGAGGUCAAGGCUACUGUCAAGGAGGAUUCAGUGCCGACUUCACCACGGACGGCCGGGUGGUGCUGGGCGGGCCGGGCAGCUACUUCUGGCAAGGUCAGGUGAUCUCUGCGGACAAGGAGGACAUCAUCAAGACGUACUACCCGGGGUAUUUCAUGCAGUCCGUGGACGGUCAGAUCCAGACCAAGCAAGUCCAGGCUCAACACGACGACAGCUACCAAGGCUACUCCGUGGCUGUGGGCGACUUCAGCGGGGAUGAAGUAGAAGAUUUUGUGGCCGGCGUUCCAAAAGGAGUCAUGCUUUAUGGAUUGGUGUCCAUCUUGAACGGGACGGACUUGAAAACCAUGAUUAACUACACCGGCGAGCAGAUGGGAUCCUAUUUCGGCUACGCGGUGGCGACCACCGACAUCAACAGCGACGGGAUGGCGGACCUGCUGGUGGGCGCCCCCAUGUUCAUGACGCGGGGGUCCGACGGCCGCCUGGAAGAAGUGGGACGCGUCUACGUUUACCUGCAGCGCGCGCCCCUGAGCCUGGAGCUCAGCCUGCCUCACCUGACCGGCGCUCAGGUGUUUGGGAGAUUUGGCAGCACCGUGGCGCCGCUGGGAGAUCUCAACCAGGAUGGCUUCAACGACGUGGCGGUCAGCUGUCCAUUCGGUGGGGAGGACCAGCAGGGUUUGGUCUACAUCUACAACGGCUUCCCCCACGGUCUCCGAGAGAAGCCGUCCCAGGUGAUCGCGGGCCAGUGGGCCGCAGGUUCAAUCCCCGCCAGUUUCGGCUUCGCACUCCGAGGCGCUGAGGACCUUGACAGGAACGGUUAUCCGGAUCUGAUCGUUGGUGCCUUCGGCGUUGAUAAGGCAGUUCUCUACAGGUCGCGACCCAUCGUCAACACCAGCGUCUCGCUGUCGGUCUACCCCGCCAUGAUCAACCCGGAGGAGAAGAACUGCAUCACCACCCAAGGGAACUCCACCGUGGUCGUCCCCUGCGUCAACCUGAGUUUCUGCUUGUCGGCCGACGGGAAGCACCUACCAGACGUCCUCGACUUCCAGGUGGAGGUGCAGCUGGACAGUCAGAAGCUCAAACAGAAGGGAGCGGUCAGGCGGGCGCUUUUCCUGGACUCCCAGCAGCCUUUGCUGCAGCGGAGCGUGAGGGUGCGCAACGGCGAGGAAGUCUGCGACCACACCAAGAUCUACCUCCGAGAUGAGAAGGACUUCAGGGAUAAGCUCUCCUCCAUCUUCGUGGCCUUGAACUUCAGCCUGGAUCCCGGGGCCGCCGCCGACUUGCACGGCCUGAGGCCGAUUCUCAACCACCGGAACGCCAACGUGAUUGAGCAGAAGGCUCAGAUUCUGCUGGACUGCGGAGAAGACAACAUCUGCGUUCCCGAUCUGAAGCUGGCCGUCCACGGGGACAGGAAGGAAGUGUACCUGGGUGACGACAACGCCCUCACCCUCACCUUCAACGCCAGGAACGAGGGCGAGGGCGGCGCGUACGAGGCGGAGCUCUACGUGGUGCUGCCGCCCGAGGCCGACUACAGCGGCAUCGCCCGCAAUAACGAGAGUUUGACCCAGCUGACCUGCACUUACGACACGGAGAACCAGACCCGGUACCUCAGCUGCGACCUGGGAAACCCCAUGAAGUCUGGAACCAGCCUGUGGGCAGGUCUUCGCUUCACGGUGCCGCGCCUGAAGGACACGCACACAACGGUCCAGUUUGAGCUGCAGAUUCGCAGCAAGAACCAGGACAACUCCCACAGCGAGGCGGUGUCACACAAGCUGGAGGUGGUCGUCCAGGCUGAGGUCAUCCUGCAAGGGGUGUCUCGGCCAGAUAAGAUCUUCUUCCCGCCCGCCAACUGGAAGGUGACCAAGAACUACGCCGUGGAGCAGGAAGUGGGGCCGGCCGUGGAACACAUCUAUGAGCUGGUGAACAACGGGCCGAGCGGCAUCAGCCACACCCUGCUGGAGCUGCGCUGCCCCCUGGCCGCCCAGGGCCACACUCUGCUCUACCCGCUGGAGUUCUCCACCGAGGGCCCCAUCAACUGCAGCGCCGACGGAAACGUGAAUCGCCUCGGUCUCAAACUGCAGCACACGCCGACAGAACCGCCUCACCUGGCUCUCCAGGCCCCCGAGCACCGCGUGGUGAGGAGGGACGUCAGCAGGGGCCCCGCACUCGCUCAACUAACCAACUUGUCCUGUUCCAAUGUGGACUGCUGGGCCCUGCAGUGCCAGGUGGGGCUCCUGGAGAAAGGGACCACCGCCAUCCUCAAAGUGCGCUCUCGCGUCUGGGCCGAGACCUUCAUGGAGAGGGCCUACAAGCAGUACGUGCUGGAAUGCGUCGCCAGGUACACCGUGAAGACCAUGCCUUACGUCAUCGUGCCCAAACACCUGCCCAGUGGACACAAAAAGGUGGUGAGUGGUGUGGUGUGGAACAAGCCUGAAGUGGAGACGUCAGUGCCGCUGUGGAUCAUCAUCUUGGCCAUCUUGGCUGGUUUGUUGCUGCUGGCUCUGCUCAUCUACAUCCUCUACAAGUUGGGUUUCUUCAAGCGGUCCCUCCCGUACGGCACCGCCAUGGAGAAAGCUCAGCUCAAACCUCAGGCUGCCUCCGAGGCCUGAGAGGAACCUGCAGAACCACCAGGAUAGAACCUAAAGGACUUACAGAACCUACAGGAUUUGACAGAACUUACGGAACCAACAGAACCUAGAGAAUCAACAAAACCUACAUAACUUACAGAACCUACAGGACUUACAGAACCAACAGAACCUAGAGAACCAACAAAACCCACAUAACUUACAGAACCUACAGGACUUACAGAACCAACAGAACCUAGGGAACUAACAAAACCUACAUAACGUACAGAACCUAGAGACCCAACAAAACCUACAUAACUUACAGAACCUACAGGACUUAC
Molecule: messenger RNA, 3731 nt
Organism: Nerophis lumbriciformis (worm pipefish)
Lineage: Eukaryota; Metazoa; Chordata; Actinopteri; Syngnathiformes; Syngnathidae
Gene: itga5
Product: integrin, alpha 5 (fibronectin receptor, alpha polypeptide)
Biological process (GO): angiogenesis; cell-cell adhesion; cell adhesion mediated by integrin
Cellular component (GO): integrin complex; external side of plasma membrane
Molecular function (GO): integrin binding
Source: RefSeq, a predicted model, not a curated record